Diaporthe batatas is the source of this 999-nucleotide messenger RNA. RefSeq lists its product as uncharacterized. The transcript has 2 exons. The record is from RefSeq and is a predicted model, not a curated record. Lineage: Eukaryota; Fungi; Ascomycota; Sordariomycetes; Diaporthales; Diaporthaceae. Bases 1 to 999 code for a protein of 332 amino acids.
AUGAUGGACUCAGAGUUGGCCGCGGAAACCUUCAACAGUGGCCCUUCUGCAGGAAUUCUCUCCUCAAGCGGAUCCGUCGCAUUCGACAUGGAGACGCUGCUCUUGAGCUUCCCCAACCUCUGGGCAUUCCAGAACAACGAGGCGGCCCUCACGUGGUACCAAGCCCUCAAUAUCCCUGCCAACUCGCCACCGCUGGGCCCAAACAUCCGUAGGUUGGUCCUGUCAUCACACCAACCCAGACAGCUGGAAUACAUCACCCGCAUGCUGCGCGAGUUUCCCAACCUCGAGUGGUUCUACUUUGACCGGAAGCCCCCGCGUGAGAUACUGACGCAGUGGCAGCCAGACGACGAGUUUUCGAACGCAGACGUGUUCGGUGCCCUACAUGACAGCCUGCGCGUCCUGAGGUACACCGGUACCGUGGUCACACAGCAUGUCAACGGCGGCCCAGGCAACCGCCCCUGGGUCGCAAUCGAUUCCUUUUCAGAGUCACACCUGUCCGAUGUGCCCCGGUUUCGGGGCUUCCGCAGGCUCGAGCGCCUGUCCGUUGACCAGGUGCUCCUGGGCCGCAUGGCAACACUUACGGAUUACAAGGACUGGCCCGUCGGCCCACAUUUUCCGGACCUGGACUGGAGGCUGCCCGAGUCCCUCCACAGGCUCACGAUCAGGUACGUACAUGACUGGCCGACGCUCGCGGGGCAGCUUGUCCCUCUCGCCAUCGCAAAGCGCGCUGGGGGCCAGUUUCCGAUGCUCAAGGAUAUCUUCGUCGUCAUCGUGGAUAGCACCACCGUUGAGAGCACUGGCACCUGGCCGCUUGAGAUCCCGCUGCGUGGCAGCUACGAGCCGGUGAUCGUAUCAACAGGUCUCCUCUUGAGGGAGGCCGGCAUCAAGCUCUCGGUCAGCACCGAGCAGAUAGGGCCCGAUGUCCUGGACGAGUUUGACGAAGACCCUGCGGAUUUGGGAACUCCCAUCGAGAUCGUCUGCUUCCAGUCUGAAUUUUAA